CAGCGCCGCUGCCGUGGCCGAGGCCACGCCGGGGAGGCCUGCGGCCCAGCCCAGCGUGCGCCGCCUGGGCGAGGUGCUCGCGCCCCGCGGCUCCGCGACCUCCCCGUGGCUGAAGCCCCGGACCUACCGGGCCUGCGAGCUCGGCAACGGGCUGCGGGCGCUGCUGGUGGAGGACCUGAGCGCCGAGCGCUUCGAGGUGGCAUUCACGGCCGCCGUGGGCCAGUUCGACGACCCAGAGGGCAGCUCUGGCCUGGCCCACCUCACCGAGCACCUGCUGCUGUCCGGCCCGGGACCGAACGAGACGAGCCCGCUGGGCCCGUGGAUCGAGGAGCGGGAGGGCGACGUCAACGGCUACACUGGCUUCGACUCCUCCUCCUACUUCGUCACCCUGCCCGCCGCGGAGUGGAGCGAGGGCCUGGCGCGCUUCGGCUACGCGCUGAGCCCGGGCGUCGGGGACGUCGUGGCGGCCGAGCGCUUCUUCCCCGAGGCCGUCGAGCGGGAGGUGGAGCGCGUGGACGAGGAGAUCCGGGGCGGAGCGCAGUCUGCGGGGGUGCGCUACCUGCAGCUGCUCCGGCGCCAAGCAGCGCCCGGGCACCCCAUGCGCGAGUUCGGGCCGGGCUCCGUGAAGACGCUGCUGCCCGCGGCGAAGGACGGGGCCUUCGCCUGGGACGUGAUCGAGGGGCGGAUGAGGACGCUGGGCGCCCGCGCCGCGAAGCUCUUCCGCGAGGGCUUCACGAGCGGUGGCGCCACGCUCGCGGUCGUGGGCCCCGUGCCGCUCAACGCCAUCGAGGUGGCGGCCGCCGCGGCGUUCGGCAACUUCCCCUCGAGCGGGGGCAGCGCGGAGAGGGAGCUCCGCCGCAGCUCUGGGCUGGCGGACCCGCUGCCGGCCCUGCCGGGCGGGAGGCCGCCCCCGGUCUUCCUGCUGGAGGGGCAGCCGACGCUCUCCCUGACCUGGAGCGUCCCCUUCCAGGGCGAAGGCUCGCUGGACGCCGCCGCCUUCCGGGCCGCCAAGCCCGACGUCCUGCUGUCGCACGUCGUGGCCUACCAGGGCGACGGCUCGCUGACCGACUGGCUGGAGAGCAAGGGCUGGGUGCCGGACUUUGCAGGCCCGAAGGUCUCGGCGCGCACCCCGCUCGCCACCGAGGCCGGCUUCGCGCUCUGGGAGGUCAAGAUCAAGCUGUCCAGGGCGGGCGCGGCUCGCUGGAGGGAGGUCGCGGCGGCCGUCUUCGCAGUGCUGGCCGCCCUCCGGCGGAGGUGGACCUCCGGGCCGGACCGGCGGGACUUCCUCCGCGACGCCGCGGAGGAGGUGUCGCUCCUAGCCCAGGUCAGCUGGAGGUACCCCGACAGGCCGCCCACCGCGCUCGAGCUCGCCAACGACAUGCGCACGGCGCCUGCGCCCGAGGCCUUCGUCGCGGCCAGGCGGCUCUUCCUGCGGCCGGGCGCCUGGGAGGCCGCCCUGGCCCCCUCGGGCGAGCUGGCUGGCGCCGUGGCCGACGAGGCCGCGCGGCUGCUGGGACUGCUGGGCGCCGAGCGCGCGCGGUGCGUCGUGUCGGGCGCGCCGCCGGAGGGCGCCGCGGUGCCCAGCGAGGACCCCUUCCUCGGCGUCCGCUACGCGGAGCUCGCGCCAGAGGAGGCGCUCUGGGGCGACUGGGCGCGCAGCAGCAGGACGCCAGCACCGUGGUGGCUCCCGCCGCCGCCGAACCCGUACCUGACGAGGGGCGAGCCACCGCCGCAGGCGCCCGAGCUGCCGCCCGAGCUCGCGGCGGCGCUGGAGACGCCCUUCUCGGAGGCCGACCCCGGCGGUGCCAUGCCCGCCGUCAUGUGGCUGCCCCCCUGCAGGCCGCGGCUGAUCUCGCGCGAGGCACCCGGCGGCUCCGCCCCCGCGCCCGCGGUGCUCUGGUACGUCCAGGGCUGCCUUUAUAGUUCGGGUCAGUUCGCUGAGGUCGUGCAGCCUCUGGGGGACCUGCCCCUCCUCACGCUGACCCUCUGGCUGCCCGCCGCGCGCGUUGACAUGGCCGGGAGCAACAGCCGCGCCGCAGGCCGCAUGUGGCUGCUCUCGCUGCAGCGCGCCCUGGAGGGGCCACUGUACGGCGCUGCCUUAGCUGGCUGCCGCUGGGAGGUCGCAUUUUUCGACACGGGCACCAGCAGCAGCGAGCCGCAAGGCCCUGGCGGCUGCCCUUCCGCCGGGGUGAGGCUGGCGUUCCAGGGCUUCAGCGGCGUUCUGCCCCGCUUCGCCGCAGACGUGGCCCGCCGGAUCGCCUCCCACACGGGCCCGUCCGGCGACGCGGAGCUGGAGGUGGUGCGCCGCCUCGCCCUCGAGGAGCUCAGGCGCGGGGUCCCGGCGAAGCUGGGCAAUGCCGCGGCGGUGACAGCGGUGCAGCGCGCCAGCCUGCGGUCGAUCCGCGACGAGGCGGCGGCGCUGUGGCACAGCGCGGGCGCAGCAGCGCCCCUCCACUCGCAGGCGCUCGUCGCCGGGCGCGUGGGCAGCGAGGCGGCGGCUGCCUCUCUGGCUGGCGCGGCGCUGGCGGCGCUGCAGCUCCCGGGCUCCGGCGCCCCCGCGGAGGGAGAGGCCACGCAGCCCGGGCGCGGCCCCGCGCGCGUCCUGAUGAGGCGGCCGACUUGGGAGGGCCCGGUGGGGAGGAGCCUCUGCCUGGCCUCGGGGGUGCCGUCGAUGCUGGGCGUGUGCGGCCGCACCAGCUGAGGCCCGCAUAGGGCCGCCGCAGGCCGCCGGAGGCGACCUCCCCCCGCGCCGGACGCAGGCGGGGGCCUUCGCCUUUCGCCAGCGGCUGCAAUGGUUAAGUCGGGCAUGCCCCUCUACAGGAGGAACAUUCAAAGAUUCUUCGACUAGAAGGGCUUCGCCGCCGGCUCCUUUCAAUCAGAAUGGGGGCAUGCCAGAGCUAUGUUAUCUUUUCUCGGCGCCGUCGUGAAACAAUGUUGGAACCUAGGGCAAUUGGUAAGUGCCAUCUCAUAGUUACGAGGUUGUAUAGCAUUGGG
Prorocentrum cordatum is the source of this 2994-nucleotide messenger RNA. NCBI's taxonomy places the organism in Eukaryota, Dinophyceae, Prorocentrales, Prorocentraceae. The record is from the annotation of a GenBank genome assembly.